UUCGUUGUGAAGGAUUAUUAUGACUAAAACGAAACAUGCAACCGAAUCUAUCUGGUUCGAGGUAUGCGUCUUCACCUAAUGCCAUAAUAUGGUUUUAAAAUAAUGUCGUAACAAAACGUGAAUAAAUUAAUCGGUUUCAGUGAGAUCAAGCGGUGAUCAUAGUGAUAUUUUUCUAUAAAUGAAUUUGCACGUAUUGCUACUAACUAAUAAAAAUAAAACGUACAGCUGCGCAGUUCAAACAAAUAUUUUGUGAACUUCAAAGACUUUGGUAUUUCUUUUCGUUGUACUCGGUUGUGCAGUUUGAAAACAAGAAAAUUAACUUGAGUCUAAACUAACUUUUUCCCGUAGUGAAAGUAAACUGAGUGAAACAAAUUCAUUUUAAAAUACUAAUGUGCAAGUUAAUUGUGAUUUCGAAACCACAUGAAGAGACCAGACAAACUGUGUGUGUGUACAAACACAGUUUUUAAAUUAUAUAACAAAGAAAAUUCCUGUUUUCGCGUUUAAGCUGGGAAAAUUGUUGUUAUGAAAAUUCAUUCAUUUUAGCUGUAAAAUGAUGCACAACGAUAUAUUGAGCGGAAAACAUUCGUCAGAUAUUGAAAAUGUUGACUGGAGUCUCGGGACAGCCCAUUUAUCAAACGUAGCACGAUUUGGUUCGAGUAGUAGCCAAGCUUCCCAGAGUAGCGGUGACAUAUGCCGGAUAUGCCAUUGUGAAAGUGAUCCGUUCAAUCCAUUACUAACACCGUGCUAUUGCUCAGGUAGUUUAAAAUAUGUCCAUCAUACAUGUCUACAACAAUGGCUGACUGCAUCCGAAACGAACUCUUGCGAAUUGUGCAAAUUUCCAUUUGUUAUGCACACAAAAAUUAAGCCGUUCAAUGAGUGGCGUUCUUUGGAUAUGUCGGGCGUUGAGCGAAGACGAUUGUUUUGCGCUGUUUUGUUCCAUUGUGCGGCUGCAUUAUGUGUGAUUUGGUCGCUUUGUGUACUUAUUGAACGCGCAGCUGAAGAAGUAAAGCGGGGCCUAAUUGGUUGGCCGUUUUGGACAAAAUUAGUCGUAGUCACUGUGGGUUUGACUGGAGGAGUUGUGUUUAUGUAUAUUCAAUGCCGUCAAUAUCUACAACUAUGUCAUCGGUGGAGAGCUCGAAAUCGAAUUCUUUUGAUUCAAAAUGCACCGGAAAAAAUGCAUCCGAUAUCUCCACCAUCACCUGUGAUAGUUUUGAGAAAUUAUUUACCGAGAAGUGGAAAUUCGUCGACAACCAUGGGCACAGCCGGAAGUAACAAUAAUCGUGCAUCACACGGCCAAAUUGUGGCCAACAUCGAAAAUAACUCUCUUCAUUAUGAUCGUGACUGGACGUUGGACGACUCCAGUCAAUCAUCGUUCAAGCCUUGUCCACAAGGAUCCGGUAGCAUGACACCACUUCAAUUCCAUGACUCAGCGCAUAACAUGUCAGAAAAUGUUCGACAUUCGGGAGAAUUUGACAGUCCAGUAGCGAGCUGUUCAGGCGAUCAUCAUGACACAAAUCAGAUGCCAAAUCCAACAAAAACUAGUGAUCUUAAUUUGUUCAAAGUCAGUCCACGCACAGUCGGCCAGCAUCCGCCUUCCUCAGCAAUAUUUUUGGAGAAUAACGACAUUCUCAAUGACACCGACUAUCCACGACUGUACCAACGACAUUCAACCGUAUUUACAUCACCAGAAAGAGCCAAGGAUACUCGCAGGUAUUCGGACACUAAACUUUUGCAACAGCACAGCAAUGCGAUCGUUCCAAUUUUUAAUGUGACAAGUGUGUUGGGCUCUACUGUAUCGAAUUCAUCGAUUCAAAAUUCUAAACAACCGGCACCCGGUAUUAAUGUAACGGAUAUAAUAUUCGAGAAUAGUGGGAGCACCUAUGAUCCAUUGGAAUUAAACAUUCAAGAAAUGCUUGAAUUGGACAUACGACAGCAUCAAUUAACUGCCACAAAUGCGGCACGAUUAUCACUGAAUAAUGUGUCCAAUCAAUUGACUACUGAUAAUAGGAACUUUUUCAAAUCUUUGCCAAAUUUAAGUGCAAGUAGUGAGAAUUUACUGCAAUAGGGGGUUUCAAAUCAAUUUAAUCAAACAGUUACAAAUAUUUUUGAAAAAACGUUUGGAGCUUUGAUCCAGAGCUCAAGUAUUGCUUUUUCGGUGGAUAUAAACUUUUACAUCACUCGUUUCAUUUUUAAGGAUUAUUGUAUAGUUUAAGUGGAUUGGCCUAAUAAUACAGUUUUGCGUUCAAAUCAAUCGGUGAUCCAAAUUGUUUAACGAACGGAAUGAUCGUAGUGUUAAGAUUUUGUUCGAAAGAUAUUUGAACAACAAGAAAUGCUCUACAAUUGGAAUCCUGCGUUGUUCCGUUAUAUUAAACGCGGUACUUAAAAAGCACGUGUGAUUGAGUAACGAACCAAAAUAAAUUGUUUAUUGUCACAUUUACCUUUCUAAUCUACUCCAGCAGCAUUUAUGUUUUUCUGUAUCUACCACUUGUGCUGAACUGAUGUUCUAAAAUACGAAUUGACAACUUCAAAAUGUGCUACUUGAUUCCCGGAUCCAGAAACCAAUGUCCUCGAAACAAUAAAAAAAAUUCCUUCGACGAAAAUAUUUCCUACCUCAAAUUUUGCUGUCAAUGUCGAUGUGACAAAUUUUUAUAUUUUCUUUCAAUUCAUUUGCAUUUUCCAUACAAGUAACAAUAGACAUUUAUUUAUCAACCUUAUUUAAACGGCCAGAGUAUCACCAUAUAACGAUUCAAUCUAGUACUUUAUUUGUUCCGAGUAUCACUGAGUGCUGAGUUAAUCUCUCAUUUUUGUCACCGUUGUCGAUAACAGGUAACUAGCCGUUUGUGUUAGGCUAAGAAACAUUUGGAUUUCAACCGAAACUGAUGCACUGAAGGAUGAUGAGUUAAUCAAUGACUUUUUUUCGUUAUCUAACUUUCGUGUGUUUUAUCAUUAUAUUAUACACAUCCUAAAAAAUUGAUAAAUUUGUAUGUAAAUUUAGUUUAAGACUUUGCUGCACUGCCGGUCGUUACAUUGUAUCUGACAUAUAUUUGAAGUUAAAACAACUAGCUCCCUAGCUGCAAAAGUUUUACCUAGGAAGCUAAACGCUAGGACUCAUAACAGUGCCUAUUUUCGAAGAUUAAAUGUUUUGAAAUUCUUUUACUUGAUUCUUCAUUUUGACAAUUUUGACAUUUGAGAAGUUUCAAAAAUUUCAAUUCUCCAAAAUGGGCUCUGAUUUAGGUCCCGACUGAUUGGAAUAAAAUGGAAGAAGUUAACUGAAUAAGAGAGUCCAUAACGACCGUCAAUGCAAUAAAAUAUUCUAUAAAAUUCCUGGUUAAAUCACUCGUAUUAUACUUGUGUCCGUACGCGAGCUUCGCAAGCUUCACCUUGUUUUACGUAUAAGCUCUCUGUUAUAGGUGAUUUAGCCGGAAAUGUUAUAGAAUACGAAUCAAUUCUAUACCAGCUCACUUAUUAGAAGCGACAAGACUAAUAAUAUAUUAAUGUUUAUAGAAAGAGAGAGAGAGAGAGAGAUUCUUUUUUCGUCGAG
Bradysia coprophila is the source of this 3541-nucleotide messenger RNA. RefSeq lists its product as uncharacterized. Lineage: Eukaryota; Metazoa; Arthropoda; Insecta; Diptera; Sciaridae. Gene Ontology annotation, molecular function: zinc ion binding. The record is from RefSeq and is a predicted model, not a curated record.